Molecule: messenger RNA, 2253 nt
Organism: Castor canadensis (American beaver)
Lineage: Eukaryota; Metazoa; Chordata; Mammalia; Rodentia; Castoridae
Source: RefSeq, a predicted model, not a curated record
CCUCAGCUUCCAGAGCAAGCCCUGCGGCCGCCGGAGCAGCUCCCGCGGCGGAGCAGGAGCCGGAUGGUCAGAGGAGCCCGGCAGCCCCAGCAGCCGCGGAGUCGCCUGGCCCCCAGACUGACUGGCACAGUGGAGAAACCACCUCGAAAACGGAAAAGCAGGACUGAAUUUGCUCUUAAAGAAAUCAUGUCCUCUGGAGGUGCUGAAGAUGACAUCCCACAGGGGGAGAGGAAAACAGUUACAGAUUUCUGUUAUCUUCUGGACAAAUCUAAGCAACUGUUCAAUGGGUUAAGAGAUUUGCCACAAUAUGGACAGAAGCAGUGGCAGUCAUACUUUGGAAGAACUUUCGAUGUUUACACCAAACUCUGGAAGUUCCAGCAACAACAUCGACAAGUCUUGGAUAAUCGGUAUGGCCUGAAGCGGUGGCAAAUUGGGGAAAUUGCUUCCAAGAUCGGGCAGCUAUACUACCACUAUUACUUACGCACAUCUGAGACCAGCUAUCUGAACGAGGCUUUCUCCUUCUACUCUGCAAUCAGACAGAGAUCAUAUUACUCUCAAGUCAACAAAGAAGACAGACCUGAGUUGGUAGUUAAGAAGCUGCGAUACUAUGCAAGAUUUAUAGUAGUUUGUCUUCUUCUCAACAAAAUGGAUGUUGUGAAGGAUUUGGUAAAGGAAUUGUCAGAUGAAAUUGAGGAUUAUACUCACCGCUUUAAUACUGAAGAUCAAGUGGAAUGGAACUUGGUGCUUCAAGAAGUAGCAGCUUUCAUUGAGGCGGAUCCUGUAAUGGUGUUGAAUGAUGAUAACACCAUUGUUAUCACAUCCAAUCGCCUUGCUGAGACAGGAGCCCCAUUGCUGGAGCAGGGCAUGAUUGUAGGACAGCUGUCUCUGGCUGAUGCACUCAUUAUUGGUAAUUGUAAUAAUCAGGAAUCAGCUGACAAGCCUACCAGACGAGAAAACCCCCACAAAUACCUGCUCUAUAAACCAACCUUCAGCCAACUCUACACAUUCUUAGCAGCAUCUUUUAAGGAGCUGCCUGCCAAUAGUGUGCUUCUGAUUUACCUGUCAGCCACUGGUGUUUUCCCCACAGGUCGUUCUGAUAGUGAAGGUCCCUAUGACUUUGGAGGUGUGCUUACUAAUAGUAACCGGGAUGUUAUAAAUGGAGAUGCCAUCCACAAGCGAAAUCAGUCCCACAAAGAAAUGCACUGCCUUCACCCAGGAGACCUCUAUCCUUUCACAAGGAAGCCCCUGUUUGUCAUUGUGGACUCAUCCAACAGUGUCGCCUACAAGAACUUCACAAACUUGUUUGGACAGCCACUAGUCUGCUUGCUUUCUCCUACGGCAUAUCCAAAAGCUUUACAAGAUCAAUCUCAACGAGGUAGCCUCUUCACUCUCUUUCUGAACAAUCCUCUAAUGGCCUUCCUGUUUGUCUCUGGAUUGUCAAGCAUGCGUAGAGGCCUAUGGGAAAAGUGUCAAGAAUAUCUUCGAAAAAUCAACCGUGAUAUUGCCCAGCUACUGACUCAUUCACGUUCAAUAGAUCAGGCAUUUCUCCAGUUUUUUGGAGAUGAAUUUCUUCGCUUGCUUCUCACAAGAUUUAUCUUCUGUUCAGCCACCAUGAGGAUGCACAAGAUUUUUCGGGAAACACGAAAUUAUCCAGAAUCUUACCCCCAACUGCCAAGAGAUGAAACAGUGGAGAAUCCUCAUCUUCAGAAGCACAUUCUGGAAUUAGCAUCCAUUCUGGAUGUUCGAAACGUCUUCUUUGAGAGUACCAUAGAUGACUAUUAAGACAAAAACACUUGUUGAAAGAAUUUUCAUUUUCCACGAUUUUAAAUGGUGCAGUUUUCUAAUGUGAUGACAGACACACAGUGUGUUACUUAGUUUUUAUUUUUAAUUUAGGAUCACCAUUUUAAAAACAAAAAAAAAAAGUUUAAACUUUUAGGGUAACUUUUAAAAUGCAGUCUUUCAAGUCUUUUAAAAUCUCAAUCUUGGAAUUUUUAUUUUUUUGGUUUUGACAUACAGAUACUUCCAGCAUCCAAUCAUAGAGUCAGAUAGUCACUAUUCUCACUCUGAGAAGAAUAAAGUGUUUAUUUUUGCAUAAAUGAGGAGAAUCCAACAUACUUAUUCUUGGAACUUAAAUGUCUGGAUUUGGAAAAUGUAUAAUUGUUCAAGAUGAUGAAACAGGCCAGCAUGGACUACUGAAAAUCAAGAACAUUCUUUCAUAUUUCUUUUCAUUCCAAGUUAGUAGGUAGCACGAUG